AUUUUAUACUGUUAUUAUAAUGUUAUGUUGCUUUUAUUAUGAAACAAGUUAUCAAUUACUAUACAAAUAAAAUGAAUUUGUAAAAUGUGUUUUGGUUUUAUUAUAUUAUAUUACCUACUUUUUUCAUUAAGGGAUCAUUAAAGUCUUGCCAAAAAGUUUGUGAGACACACCCGUGGGUCACACCAAAAAAAUGGUUAAAUUCUAUAUUAGAAGACCAUUAACUAUAUAAUACCAAUUUUGCAAAAAAUUAUCAAAAGAUCAUUUGAUAAGUUAUGACAAAAACAGAAUUAACAAAAUCAUUAAUUAUCUCAAAAACAUUUUGACAAACAUCAUGUGACCCACAUAAGGGUCUCAUGGCAGUCAACCUGUUUAUAACGAAGAAGCAAGAGAACAAAAUCAAAAACAUCAGUUUGUCCAUUCUAACUUAUUAUAUGUCACUAUUGUGUUAGCAACAAUAUCCAUAAUUUUAAUAGUAGCUAUAUAUGUAGUAAUAAAAUGUCAAUACGUAAGUAAUCGUCAAGUUGUAGAUAUACCUAGGAGGCUAGUAAAAUACAGAACCGCUGAUUACGUGAGAGCAUUUGAGGACACACCAUUAACACCGCCACCAUCACCAAGAUAAAAAAAAAAAAUAAAAUAAUAUUAAAUGAAAUAAAUAAAAUAAAUAAAUAAAAAUAAAUAAUAAAAAAAAAAAAAGAAAAUGUGUAUUAAUCAGAAUAAUAAGUAUAAAAUCUAGUCAAAUAAGUAAUGAGUAAUUAUGUUGCAGAAAAUAAGAAGAAAUCAGUAUAAAUAAAUAAAAAAAAAAAAACAAAACAAAUAUAUCUAAAAUGGAUAACACGCCGAGGGACUACUUAUACGUCCUGACGCUACAAGCUAUUGAUUUUUUCCGAGAAUUAAAAAACGAACUACUGACUGGCACACACCUACAAACAGUAGAGGGUGAUACUAUAAUACUGGGUUGUUUUGGGCAACACGUAUUGAACGCAAAUAACCAAAUGACAGCACCACUGACGGAUAGAGUACUAAAUUUGAUUAUGACACCAGUGACAGCAUUCAUACACACAAUUGUGGAUGAUGCGGAUCCAGACCAAUCUGUAUGCCUGACAGUAGGCACGAUCAUAGACCAAUUAAUUCAGUCACGAUUAUUGGCACUAAACAAUGACUAAACAUAAACAUAGUAGUAUAAAAGCUAGCUACUAUAUUUCUUUUUCACAUUUUAACAUAUUGAAUUUAAUAUAAAUAAUUUGUUUUAGUUCCCAGGUUCGUUUCUUCAUAGUGGAUUUUGAAUUCACUAUGGUUAAUAAAAAUGACAUACUAUUAGUGUCCGGCGCCAUAUCAAACAGCUUAGACAAAUAUAAGCCUGUAAAGCUUGAGGGAAUACCUAUCGUACUUACUAAGGAUGAUAAGUUGAGAAGGUUCUGGCGCUGUGACCUAAACACCGUUGUGCAAAACAUUAAGAGGAUAUUUCGGCAUAAGACAGAAUUGAUGACACCAUUGUUGGAACAGUUAUACCUAAGUGUUAACAUGCAGGGGGCCUCAACUUUGUCUACGACUUAUCUUCAAAAAUAUUUA
This is a messenger RNA of Myzus persicae (green peach aphid), 1569 nucleotides long. RefSeq lists its product as uncharacterized. The transcript has a single exon. NCBI's taxonomy places the organism in Eukaryota, Metazoa, Arthropoda, Insecta, Hemiptera, Aphididae. Bases 825 to 1163 code for a protein of 112 amino acids. The record is from RefSeq and is a predicted model, not a curated record.